Molecule: messenger RNA, 912 nt
Organism: Orbilia oligospora ATCC 24927
Lineage: Eukaryota; Fungi; Ascomycota; Orbiliomycetes; Orbiliales; Orbiliaceae
Exons: 3
Coding region: 1-912 (303 amino acids)
Molecular function (GO): RNA binding
Source: RefSeq, a predicted model, not a curated record
AUGGCUUCCAACCCGUCUGCCCGCCGGACCAUCCCGAAAGGCACCAACAGACCGCUAAUACUUCUUACUAGGCUCUCUCUUCGUCGAUCGAUCUUCCGUAACCUCAAGCCAGGUGCUAUCUACGCAGCUCCACCGGUUCUACAACAACAGCGAGCUCGAGCCUUCCAAGCUGUUGCCACACUUGCCGACAAUGCCGUGAUUGCACCCCGCGCUCCAUCCCCACCACUCUCCAGAAUUCUUCCGACAGCAGCGACUCAGACCAGAAUGUACUCGAGCCUUCCCGAACAGUCUCCAGACCACAGGGACUUCCAGGGUAACCCUUUACCACCAACGAAGAGGAUCUACGUUGGAAACAUCUCAUAUGGUAUCAGAGGCGAGGAUUUGGAGCGAGAAUUCGGCGAGUUCGGAAAGGUUGUUAGUGCAAAGGUUGUUUAUGAUCCCCGUGGGCUUUCCAAGGGAUUCGGAUAUGUCGAGUAUGAAGAACAGGAUGCUGCUACCGCUGCUGUCCAGAAGAUGCACGGACUUAUCGUUGACGGUCGACGCAUAAACGUUCAAUAUGUUCUCCGCCCAGACCGUGAGGGUCCCACCAAUGGCGAGAGCAACGCUCCAUCCAGAACUCUCUUCAUCGGAAACCUUUCUUUCGAUAUCACUGACAAGGACUUGAACGAGCUCUUCGCUGGUGUUCGCAAUUGCACCGACGUCAGAGUUGCUAUUGACAGGAGAACUGGCCAACCCAGAGGAUUCGCCCAUGCCGACUUUGUUGAUAUUGCCAGCGCUGAGGCUGCCAAGGGUCAGUUGGAGACCAAGUCUAUCUACGGCCGUCAGAUCAGGAUAGAUUUCACCAAGACCAGCCCACAGAGAAUGCCACUCGGCUCCACCGGUCGAUCUUUCAUCAACCCCGACAAGGAAUAA